GUAUUCUCCUCAUUUCCCUCCCCUGUUAUACACAAACUCCCGAUUAUUUCCCUUCCUUGCAAGAGAAGCUUACAGCUUUCAACUUUUUUUGAAGUUGUUUACCUUACAUCUCUGUUUCUCUCUCUUUGCAUCUCAUCAUUCACUCCACUACAUUCUUUGAAACGGAGAGAGAAUGACAAUAGAGAUGCCCAAAGGCCUUCCUUUCUCUGUGGAUACGUGGACACCGUCAUCGAAGAAGAAGAGACAUCAUUUCCUCACUCACGCCCAUAAAGACCACUCCACUGGAAUUACUCUCUAUUCCUCUUACCCAAUUUAUUGUACCCAUUUAACCAAAACUUUGGUUCUUCAACAAUUCCCUCAGCUCGACGAUUCUUUGUUUGUUUGUAUCGAGAUUGGUCAGUCGGUGGUUAUUGAUGACCCGGAUGGAGCUUUUUCCGUUACGGCUUUUGAUGCCAAUCAUUGUCCUGGAGCUGUCAUGUUCUUGUUUGAAGGCAACUAUGGAAAUAUCCUUCACACAGGAGAUUGCAGGCUCACCCUUGAGUGUCUUCAAAAUCUACCAGAAAAAUACAUAGGAAAGAAAGGAAGAGAACCCAGGUGCCGGCUUGACUAUGUUUUCCUUGAUUGUACAUUUGGGAAGUUCUCCUUACAGAUUCCAAACAAGCAUUCGGCAAUUCAACAGGUGAUCAAUUGCAUUUGGAAGCACCCAGAUGCUCCUGUGGUGUACCUGGCAUGCGAUCUUCUUGGUCAGGAAGACAUACUUGUGGAGGUAUCCAGAACAUUUGGGUCCAAGAUAUAUGUCAACAAGGUUACAAGUGCAGAAUAUUUCCAAGCACUCAUGCUCAUAGCUCCUAAUAUUCUAUGUGAAGAUGAGUCUUCUCGCUUCCAGUUGUUCGAAGGAUUUCCUAAAUUAUAUGAAAGAGCAAAAGCAAAGCUCAUAGAAGCCCAAACUAAAUCCCAGCCUGAGCCUGUUAUUAUUCGACCAUCUGCACAGUGGUAUGCUUGUGAAGAAGAGACUUUAGAACCUAAAAAGCAAAGAAAGCAGAGAUUCAAGGAGGCGGAGAGGGAUUCAUUUGGUGUUUGGCAUGUAUGUUACUCUAUGCACUCAUCUCGAGAAGAGUUGGAAUGGGCUUUGCAACUAAUGCAUCCUAAGAGGGUUGUUUCAACAGCCCCAAGUUGUCGGGCUAUGGAAUUGCCUUAUGUUAAGAACAACUGUUUUGGUGCUCCUGUAAUGCCAAAUGAUCCUUUAUGGAAGAUUCUGGACAUUAAUACAGAAGAGGGAUCCACUUCCCCAAAAGCUUCUACUUUUUCACAAGUCCCCGUUGAGGGUGACAUCUCCUUUUCUGCAGUUAAAGGACAGUUACCAGAUUUUGCAGAAUCCAAGCAGUUAGGCUUAAAGAGUCUGCCUACCAAGCCUACCAAGCAGAUAGAUCUUUGCUUGAAUUUGUCUCCCCCCAGCACAACAUCAUCCAUCACAUUGUUUGGAAGAGCAAGACUUGGCCUCAGAGAGUCUGAUGUUCUGUUCCAAGAAGAGAAAACUGUCUCUACCAAAAUUGAUCCUUCUCCCAUUGUAAUCACUGAAAAAAAACAAGAAUCAUCCUUGCAAGAGGCUGGUGAAUUUGAUGUUCUGUUCCAAGAAAAGAAAACUGUCUCCACCGAAAUUGAUCCUUCUCCUAUUGUAAUCACUGAAAGAGAACAAGAAUCAUCCUUGCAAGAGUCUGGUGUUUUUGAAUUACAAUUAGAGAAACUAGAGGAAAGUGAAGUGAAGAAGGAAAAGAGGUUCCCUCACUCUCGCAGCGGACCAUCAAAUGACUUGAGUGAAAGUUUGAGGAAGCUUUACAGAUCCAUGAGAGUUCCAGUGCCUCAACCUCUUCCAUCACUAGUGGAACUUAUGGAUGGCAAAAAACGAGCCAAGAGGAGGAUCCAUUUUUAGUCCUACUGGCUACAGCUUGAAUAAAGAUGAGCAUGAGAAUCUUUUACAUUCUUGUGAUU
This is a messenger RNA of Nelumbo nucifera (sacred lotus), 1989 nucleotides long. Its product is annotated as DNA repair metallo-beta-lactamase family protein. Lineage: Eukaryota; Viridiplantae; Streptophyta; Magnoliopsida; Proteales; Nelumbonaceae. Gene Ontology annotation, molecular function: 5'-3' DNA exonuclease activity; damaged DNA binding. The record is from RefSeq and is a predicted model, not a curated record. Gene Ontology annotation, biological process: double-strand break repair via nonhomologous end joining; interstrand cross-link repair.